Fusarium musae is the source of this 309-nucleotide messenger RNA. RefSeq lists its product as uncharacterized. The transcript has 2 exons. NCBI's taxonomy places the organism in Eukaryota, Fungi, Ascomycota, Sordariomycetes, Hypocreales, Nectriaceae. The record is from RefSeq and is a predicted model, not a curated record. The coding region runs from base 1 to 309 and encodes 102 amino acids.
AUGGAAAGUGGAGUAGGGCGCAUUCAACUCCCGCCGGGAAGCACAGCCGAAGAAUACAGGGAGGCAAUUGCGAAACAACCCAAGGUUCGGAAAUGGUGGAAGGCGGAUAAUUUCGAGAACGGCAAGACUUACAGAAUUGGGUUUGAUGAGGGAUCUGCCAUCAAGAAAUGGUUUGAAGGCAGCACGGAAGAGCUUCUUCGCAAGCCGUUAGAUGACAGGACUGAUGGCAAGAUGAACAAGGAGCCGGUCAUGAUCAAUGCAGAAGAUGAAAGUCUCGUGGAAGAAACCUCUGCAUACGCAAAUAUCUAA